CACUCUUCAUCAAGUCCUUCAGUACAGUCCCACUCAGCCCUGUGCCUGACACCACGCAGCUGCAGAGAUGAAUAACCAAGGAGUUACCUAUGCAGAACUCAGUCAGGUUAAGGGUUCAAGAAGACAGCAAGUGAAAGCUAAGGGCACUAAAAGCUCCACUUCAAAAAUUGAGCAGGAAAUAACAUAUGCAGAAUUAAAUCUUGAAAAUGCUUCUCAGGACCUUCAAGGGAACGACAAGAAAACCCCCUGCAAAGGGAAGCUCAUUGCUGGCAUCCUGGGAAUCAUCUGCCUUGUCUUGAUGUCCACUGUGGUCACAAUAGCUGUUAUUCCCUUUACUAAACGACCAGAGCAGAACCAAACAUCCCGGGAAACAAGGAUCUCAAAAGCUUAUCAUUGUGGGCAUUGUCCAAAAGAGUGGAUUACGUACUCCAACAAUUGCUAUUACAUUAACACUGAAGGAAAACCAUGGAAUGAGAGUUUGAUGUUCUGUGCUUCCAAUAACUCUACCUUGCUCUCCAUAGAUGAAGAGGACAUGUCCAAAUCCAACCAGGAGGCACAGAGAACACCCACCAAAAUCAACAAAAGCAGGCCAGCACCACCAGACAUACUGUAAUUAAUUUUGCAAAAUGUGGCUACCUGCAGAUUUCUCAGGAGAAACUUGGCAAGUCAAAAGGGAGUGGCAUGAUACAUUCAAAGUGAUGAAUAAGAAAAAUCUCCAGCCAAGAAUACCCUAUCCAGCAAGGUUAUCAUUCAGAAUAGAAGGAGAGACAAAGGAUUUUCAGACAAACAAAAACUAAAGGUUUGUUACCACUAAAGCAGCCCUGAAAGAAACAUUAAAGGGGACUCUUUCAAUGGGAAAGAAAGGCCAAAGGUGACGAAGACAAAAAAAGAUCAGAGAAAAUCUCCAGAAAUAAUUACAAGAAAGUAAUAAGGUGGUAAUAUAUUAUACCUAUUAAUAAUUGUUUUGAAUUUCAAUAGACAAGAUCCUCCAAUUAAAAGACCUAUGGUGUCAAAAUUAUUUUUUUUAAAGAAGGACUCAUCUUUACGUGCCUGUAAGAUACUCAUUUUAGACCUAAAGACACCUGCAAAUUGAUGGUGAGGGAGUUAAAAAAACAUUAGCAUGUAAACAGAUGUCAAAAGAAAGUAGGAGUAGCAAUAUUUACGUCAGACAAACUACACUUUAAAACCUAAGCAAUCUUUUGAAAGAAAAACAAAACUAUAUGUAACAUGCUCUUAGAUUUCAAACUAUACUACAAAACCAUAGCAAUCAAAGCAGCAUGACACAACAACAGACACAUAGAUCAAAGGAAUGGAAUACAAAGUCCAGAAAUAAAACUCUGUUUAUAUGGUCAACUAAUAUAUGACAAGAAAGGUAAGAAUAGACAAUAGGGAACAGUGAGUUUUCAGUAAAUGGUGUUUAAAAAACUGGAAAAUUAUGUGAUAAAGAAUAAAAACAAACCACUUUUUACACCAUAAACACACACACACGCGCAUGCAUGCGCACACACAUGCACACACACACACACACACACACCCUAAAAUGAAUCAAAGUCCUGGAUAUAAAGCCAGAAGCCAUAAAAUUCCUCAAAGAAAGCAUAGGCAACAAACUCUUGGAGAUAGGUCUUAACUUUGCUCUUUUGGCUCUGUCUCCUUAAGGAAGGGCAAUAAAAUGAAAAAUAAACAAUACAUCAAACCACAAAUUUUUUGCCCAGCCAAGGAAAUCAUCAACAAAACAAAAAGGCAGCCUACCUAAUGGGGGAUGAUAUUUGCAAGUGAUAUACCCAGCCAGGGAUUAGUAUCCAAAAUAUUUAAAGAACUCCUACAUCUCAACACCAAAAGUAUAGAAACAAGUGAUUUAGAAAUGGGCCAAAGACACGAAUAGAUAUUGUUUGAAAGACAACAUACAGAGGGCCAACUGACACAUAAAAAGAUGUUCGACAUCAUUAAUCAUCAGGAGAAUGCAAGUCAAAACCACAAUAAGGUAUCUAUCAUUUCACACCUGUCAGAAUCAAAAAGAAAAGAAAUAACAAUUAUCGGCAAGAGUGUGGAGAAAAGGGAAUCUUGUGCAUUGUUUCUGGGAAUGUAAAUUGAUGUAUUCAUAAUGCAUGUGAGUAUAGAGGUUCCUCAACAAAAAGAAAAAUGGAAAUAACAUAAUAUCCAGAAAAUCCAUUCAGGAUGUCUAUUUGAAGAAAAUGAAAACAUUCACUUGAAGAGACAUUUCCACCCUAUAUUUAUUACAGCAUUAAUACUGUAGCCUGGAUAUGGAAGCAAAUGUGUGUCCAACUAUAGAUGAAUGUAUAAAGAAGAAGUAGUAUAUAUAUUAUACUUAAAAUAUAUGUAUAUAUAUAUGUAUCUGUAUGCACACAUACAAUAUACACAAUGGAAUAUUACUCAGCAAUAAAAAAGAAUAAAAAUUUUGUCAUUUUUGACAAUGUUAAUGGACCUAGAAGUUUUAAUGCUAAAUGAAAUUAGACAGUGAAAGGCAGAUACCAUAUGAUUUAACUGGUAAUGCAAAAUAUGAAAACAAACAAAACAGAAAUAGUCUCAUAUAUAGAAACCAAAGUUGUGGUUGCCAUAGGGGAGCAGGAAAAAUGAGUGGCUAAUUAUUUAAUAUUCAGAUCUCUGGCAUGGUGUUAUUGUUCAAUAUUGUUCACUGUUGUAUUUAGUUUUUCAGCAGAAACCUAAAUAUCUUACUUACAAAUAACAAAAUUGAUUGCAACUAUUUUAAAAACUAAGGCAGAAAAAUUGAGAAGAUAAGUUUGGAGGGAUGUCUGAUUAGCUCAGUCUGGGGAGUUAAGCAUCUGCCUUCAGCUAGGGUCAUGAUCCCAGGGUCCUGGAUUUGAGCUUUGCUUCCUGUUCCUUGCUAGGUGGGGAGAUCACUUCUUCCUCUCCCUUGUCCCUCCCCCCCACUUGUACUCAUUCCCUCUCUCUCUC
This is a messenger RNA of Mustela lutreola (European mink), 2934 nucleotides long. Its product is annotated as NKG2-A/NKG2-B type II integral membrane protein-like. Bases 68 to 613 code for a protein of 181 amino acids. The transcript has 5 exons. NCBI's taxonomy places the organism in Eukaryota, Metazoa, Chordata, Mammalia, Carnivora, Mustelidae. The record is from RefSeq and is a predicted model, not a curated record. Gene Ontology annotation, biological process: stimulatory C-type lectin receptor signaling pathway; positive regulation of natural killer cell mediated cytotoxicity.